AUAAUGUCUGUGCUCGGAAAGAAUAAAGAGAUUAAUUAACCUAAAAAGAUAAGGAUCGCCGGUAGAUGAGCCCUAUUCGUUCCCAAAUUGUAAAAUAAAAUUCGAACUCUCCCCAAGAAAACCGACUUCCCACGACCCUGUUGAUGCAAAAGGCUACUGACUCUACAGUCGGGAGUUCCCCCAGGUGAAGAAGAGUUGGGAUUUUUAAGUCUAAUCUACUUCGUUUACUUUUUAUCCCAUUUGCCUCUUCUUAUUCGUUUUAUCGUAGACGUUCUGGCCAAAUAAGCAUCGACUAUGGAUAAUUCCCAAGACCAACCACUUCCUCCUGGUGUCCAUUUCUUGCCAAACUAUUCUUCUGCGGUUCCAUCAGUCCCAUUCCCUCCUCAACAUGGUGAUAUUACCGUCAGACCUCAGUAUCACCCUAACUAUUCUGGAAAUUACCUCUUCCCCUCUUCUAAUUCCACCUUCACUCCUAAUCAAGGCUCAUAUCUCCAUAAUAGUCCAUCAACUCAAUACAAAUUUUCUCCAAAUGCUCCUGAUUUUUCAGGUCAAAUUCCCCAAAACUCUCAAACUGACAAUGCUCUUCAAUCGAGUUUAACCCAACAAGACGCUGACCUCAUUGCACAGCAACCACAAGACCAAGACACAGCAGUUGAGAAAAUUCUCUUGCAUAAAGAUCGUACAAUACCUCAACAAACGGGUCAUUUCGAUGGAAAUAGUAAUGACUCUACUGGCUACUCCAGACUUCAUGUUGAAAAUGCCAGGGACAUUGAAACUGCUGCUCAGGAUGCUGUUUUGCGUGAACAGGAAAUCGCCACCCAAAACAUCAUACAACAUCACAGAGAAGCAAGAGGCUUCAGUGGACCUUCUGAGGAUGGUAAAGACAUUUUUUCUGAACGUCGUGACCCCAAUGCUCUAAAGGAACAUCUAUUGAAGAUGACUUCACAACAUCGUGCUGAAAUGGCUGUAAAGCGGGGGAAGUCUACUGUGCAUGAAGAAGGUAAUUUAGAAAUUGGAAACGGGUAUGGUGUACCUGGUGGAGGUGCUUAUUAUGGUGCUCCAAAGCCUAAUACUGAUAACCCCAGUAAAUCUAGCAAAUUGCCUGAUUACCUUAAGCAGAAGUUGCGAGCAAGGGGUAUUCUUAAAGAAGAUACAGAAAAAGGCUCUCCAAAGUCGGAGACUGGUUCAACUCAACUUGUGGAUAAUGGAAAGUUGCCUUCCAAAUGGGUGGAGGUAAAAGACCCUGCUAGUGGUGCUUCAUAUUAUUACAAUAAGAGUACUGGGAAGAGUCAGUGGGAAAAGCCGGUUGAAACACCUCCUAUUAGACAACAUCCAUUGCCUUUAUCUAUUCCUAUUCCAGAAGGUUGGAUAGAGGCUUUGGAUGAAACAACAGGUCAUAAAUAUUAUUAUAAUACAAAGACCCACAUAUCACAAUGGGAGCGUCCUGAUUCAUCACUGCAGGUUUCUUUGCAACAUUCUGACAGCAUAGUCCCCAGAAGUGCCCCUGAUGCAAAGCAGGAUGAUCAGUCAUCCCAAGAAAAUAGAUGCUUCGGAUGUGGUGGCUGUGGAGUAGGCCUUGUCCGGAUGUCGGGUUACUGCAGUCAUUGCACUGGAAAUGCAGCUAAUUCGAUUUGGAAUGAUCAAUCAUCUGAGCUAAUAAAGUGCAUGGGGUGCGGAGGUUGGGGAGUAGGCCUUGUGCAGAUGUGGGGUUACUGCAAUCAUUGCACAAGAGUUCUCAAUCUUCCACAAUGCCAGUACUUGUCUUCCAGUAAUUCUGCAAGCACCAAAGAAGAUUCUGACAAAAAGGCUUCUAAACAAAGGUCCAAUGGGAAACCUCCAGUUGGAAAAGGAAAUAGAAGAGGAAGCAGGAAACGUGAUUAUACUGAGGAUGAUGAGUUGGAUCCCAUGGACCCAAGCUCUUAUUCUGAUGCUCCUCGUGGUGGCUGGGUUGUAGGCCUAAAAGGAGUGCAGCCACGGGCAGCUGAUACCACUGCCACAGGUCCUCUCUUUCAACAGCGUCCAUACCCAUCACCGGGUGCAGUAUUGCGGAAAAAUGCUGAAAUUGCUUCACAAACUAAGAAAGUCGGCUCCCAUUUCGCACCUAUAUCCAAGAAAGGGGACGGGAGUGAUGGACUCGGUGAUGCAGAUUGACAUCAUAAUGUCAGUGUAGUAAACUUCGUAUUUUUGUUACUGUUGUAAUCAGCGAAGUGGAGGCAGGUUGUGUACUGCAUUUUUCUUGUCCGUCUCUGAGCAUUCCAGAUCUUAUCAAUAUGUAGAAGAAUGUUUACGAGUCUGCCCCUCCAGCAUUCUGGAAAUCUAUGAGUUGCAAAUCUAUGAGUUUCAUUGAUUCUCCAAGUGUGGCCUGCAUCGAACUGCUGCCAGUUGGGUGAAUUUUUUUGGGGAACUAAGCCCGUCUUUCGCAUCUUGCUGAGUUGGGCAGAUAGAAAAGGAAGGAAAAUGAAAUGGCAUUUAGUAAUUAGUAUGUUCUUGCUUUUAACAAAGUUUUCUGUUUUAUCUUCAUAUAGGUGUUGGAAAUUAGAAUUCAAAUGGCAGCUUAGAUGAUUCUUGAACUGCUAGUCUAAAUAUUUGAUUUAUUCA
This is a messenger RNA of Juglans regia (Persian walnut), 2598 nucleotides long. RefSeq lists its product as uncharacterized. Gene Ontology annotation, biological process: alternative mRNA splicing, via spliceosome. The transcript is spliced from 14 exons. Bases 295 to 2151 code for a protein of 618 amino acids. Gene Ontology annotation, cellular component: cytoplasm; nuclear body. Gene Ontology annotation, molecular function: ribonucleoprotein complex binding; protein binding. The record is from RefSeq and is a predicted model, not a curated record. NCBI's taxonomy places the organism in Eukaryota, Viridiplantae, Streptophyta, Magnoliopsida, Fagales, Juglandaceae.